AUGGAGACCCAGUGGAUCCUGUUCAACUCCACGAGGCUCCGGCCUUACGCCCUCCUGUGUCCGUUACGGUCCGCGGCUCAGUGUCCGGUCGCUCCGGCCUUGCACCUGCUCGACCGUGUGAUCACUGACGAUCUGGGGCCAGAGCGGGUUCGGCCGUCCAACCUAGCUCUCGUUCAAAGCCCAGUAGCCAUAUGUGCACUUUGGUGCAACCCCUAUGACGUAAUCAACGGAAGCGUUCACAUCCCUGAGAGCCACCUCGACACGUUUAGGCUGUUGGAGGAGAAGCCGCUUCCUCCGAUCGCGGACAAGUUUGGUUGGUGCACCUGGGAUGCGUUUUAUCUGACGGUCGACCCCCUCGGAGUCUGGCAUGGGGUCAAGGAGUUCUACGACGGUGGGUUUUCGCUGCGGUUUCUUGUGAUAGACGAUGGAUGGCAGAGCGUCGGUUUCGACGGAGGAAGGAAGGAGAGUCUUGUGAUCGGUGGCCAACAGAUGACCGCGAGGUUAUACCGAUUCGAGGAGUGUGGUAAGUUCAGAAGAUACAAGGCUAGGAGUUUUCUCGGCCCGAAUUGUCCUAGUUAUGAUCAAAAUAGAACCAAGCUCCUUAUCUCCAAACAAUGUGAGAUAGAAAAAUUUGAGAAAGCAAGAUACAGGGCGAUGCGGGCUGGAAAUAGUGAUGAGGUAGUAAUCCUUGACGCCAAAAUAGCACGUCUGAAGAGAGAAGUCGAUGAGUCGUUUGAUGAGAGCAAUGAUGAUGAGGAUGAUGAGGCUGACGCCGAAGUUGGGUUUAAGGCCUUUACUAGAGAUUUGAGGGAGAGGUUCAAGGGGCUGGAUGAUAUUUAUGCCUGGCAAGCUCUUUGUGGAGCUUGGGGAGGAGUCGCGCCCGGGUCAACUCAGUUUGAUUCGAGAAUUAUACCUGUGAAAUUGUCCCCGGGAUUGGAUAACACGAUGGAGGAUCUUGCGGUGGUGAAGAUUGUUGAGGGUGGCAUUGGCCUGGUUCAUCCUGAUCAAAUUGCGGAUUUUUAUGACGCGAUGCACUCUUAUCUCUCAAGUGUUGGGAUCACAGGAGCCAAAGUUGACGUUAUACACACGCUCGAAUAUGUUUGCGAGGAAUUUGGAGGUCGAGUGAACCUGGCGAAGGCCUAUUAUGAUGGCUUGACUAAGUCCCUUGUCAAGAAUUUCAAUGGAACAGGAAUGAUAUCUAGCAUGCAGCAAUGCAAUGACUUCUUUUUCCUUGGGACUUCACAGAUAUCUUUUGGGAGGGCAGGGGACGACUUCUGGUUCCAGGACCCAAGCGGCGAUCCAUCAGGAGUUUACUGGUUGCAGGGAGUUCAUAUGGUCCAUUGCGCGUACAACAGUCUGUGGAUGGGCCAAAUUAUACAGCCAGAUUGGGACAUGUUUCAGUCCGAUCACUGUUGUGCUAAGUUCCACGCAGGAUCCAGGGCUAUUUGCGGUGGACCGAUUUAUCUCAGUGAUUCUGUUGGUUGCCAUGAUUUCGCCCUCGUCGAUCAGCUUGUGUUUCCUGAUGGUACUAUACCCAAGUGCAUCCAUUUUGCGCUUCCGACGAGAGAUUGCCUGUUUAAGAAUCCUCUGUUUGAUGGAGAGACCAUUCUCAAGAUUUGGAAUUUGAACAAGUAUGGAGGUGUCAUUGGAGCUUUCAACUGCCAAGGAGCAGGCUGGGACACAAAGGAGCACAAAAUAAGAGGCUACUCACAAUUCUACAAACCAGUCUCAGGUUCUGUACACGUCAAGGACAUAGAAUGGGACCAGAAGAAGGAGACAUCUAAAAUCAGCGAAGCACAACAGUACGCGGUCUAUCUCAACCAAGCCGAGAAACUAAUUCUGACGACGCAACAACCCGACGCAAUCGAAAUCACCAUCCAGCCAUCUUCAUUCGAGAUCCUCAGCUUCGUGCCGAUGACAACGAUCAGUGGUUGCAAUGUGAAGUUUUCGCCUGUCGGUUUAACGAACAUGUUCAAUAGCGGGGGGGCUAUUGUUAACGUGGAGUAUGUUGAGGUUGAGGUGAAGGUUAAGGUGAAGGGUAGAGGGAGGUUCUUGGCUUACUCUAGCGUGAAGCCUAAGAGGGUUUGUUUGAAUGGAUCUGAUGUGAAGUUCGAAUGGUUGUUUGAUGGGGGGUUGAUGGUAGAAGUUCAUUGGCGGGAAGAGAGUGGGGGUGUUUCUGAGAUUGUGUUUGAGUAUUGA
This is a messenger RNA of Asparagus officinalis (garden asparagus), 2199 nucleotides long. Its product is annotated as stachyose synthase-like. NCBI's taxonomy places the organism in Eukaryota, Viridiplantae, Streptophyta, Magnoliopsida, Asparagales, Asparagaceae. The record is from RefSeq and is a predicted model, not a curated record.